This is a messenger RNA of Topomyia yanbarensis, 2226 nucleotides long. RefSeq names its product thiamine transporter 1-like. Gene Ontology annotation, cellular component: plasma membrane. NCBI's taxonomy places the organism in Eukaryota, Metazoa, Arthropoda, Insecta, Diptera, Culicidae. Gene Ontology annotation, biological process: vitamin transport; transmembrane transport. The record is from RefSeq and is a predicted model, not a curated record. The transcript has 6 exons. Gene Ontology annotation, molecular function: vitamin transmembrane transporter activity. The coding region runs from base 450 to 2027 and encodes 525 amino acids.
AUUGAAUGAAGCUUGAACUGCAGCUGAUUUGGAAAAGCAACCGUUUGCGAACACAAACUCGUCACCUUGGUGCAUCAGCUCUCUGCGACCGCGUUGCCGGCUGCAAUGAAAGCGAACAGAUUGUAGUUAUGAGAUUCAAUGUGGUCGGUUUAUCAGUUAUACGAGCGCAUUCAAACAAGCGGGAGCGCGGCGCGUUAUUAGUGCUAGUUGGUGCCGAGCGUGACCUACUAAUAAAGUCCAUAAAUGACUGGUAUUCUUGAGAAUAGGAAAGCUAAACUGAAAUAGCUCAAAGAUUUCUGCUAUUAUUGUAUAAAUGUUUUAAGCUUUCUGCAACUGCCAAACAUCAAGAUAAAUAAUUGAAUCCCGAAGUGAGAACCAAUACUAUUUCGGUGUACGGAAAAAAUUGUUAAAAAAUCACCCCCUUCUACUAAAAAAUCACAAACCAAACUAUGCAGGAAUGGCUGAAAAUCUCCCUGAUGCUGUGUACGUUUGGAUUCUUUCGGGAGAUGCGUCCGUCGGAACCGUUCGUCACCGAGUUUCUGUCGGGCGAGUGGCGCGACAUCGAACCAGAGCAGCUGAACCGGGAGGUCUAUCCGGUCGGUACGUACACCCAUCUGGCGGUGUUAAUUGUCGUCUUUCUCGUCACUGAUAUGCUGAGAUACAAAUCGAUAAUUAUAUUUUCUGCUUGCGUCGGUGUCGCAAUAUGGUCGAUGCUGCUUUGGACUACCUCGCUGGCUGCACUGCAGGUAGUCCAGGUGCUGUACGGAACGUACAUGGCAGCCGAAGUGGCAUACUACACGUACAUUUAUGCGAAAAUCAACCGUGAUAAGUAUCAACAGGUUACGGGCAAUACCAGGGCAGCCGUGCUGAGCGGUCGAUUUCUUGCGAGUGUCAUCGGUCAGGCACUGGUAUCCACCGAAGCUAUGGAUCUGCGGGAGCUCAACUACAUCACGCUGGGCGCCCAAGCAUUUUCACUGCUGUGGUCAUUCGUGUUACCAUCAGUCACAAGCAGUGUCUACUUCUACUCCAACGAUAGUACCGCGGCGCUCGACAACGGUGAAGGACCGACCAAAGCUACCAGUGGCCAGAAUGGUUCAACUCGGCAACCACCGCCGGAUGCUGGGGAGGAAAUUGAAAAUGAUACCCUCGCCCACAGUUACGGCGCUGUAAGCACCAUUUCAGUAACAUCAGACCGAGACUCGAUAACCAAAUCCGACGCCAAUCUAACCUCGUCAGUGACCGAUGGCAGCCACACAAAAUCAAUUAACAACUCGCCGAAGGUUCGUUUUUCGUGUCAUCGAGCCGGUCGCUUGCUGUGGGUACACUUUAUUACAGCCUACCGGAACCUGACCGUGGUCCAGUGGAGUCUGUGGUGGUCACUGGCAAUGGCGGGCUUCAUUCAGGUGCAGGUAUACGUCCAGCUGCUGUGGCAUGACAUCAACGAGAACCAGGAGUAUCUGUACAACGGUGGAGCGGAAGCACUGUUGACGCUAUUCGGGGCACUUAGUGCCAUUGCCGCCGGUUACGUGGCGAACCGGAUCUUCGAACAGUGGGCCCUGUGGAUAUUAACUCUCUGCUCGGCCCUGCAGGGAGGAUUGAUACUGUACUCUGGCUUUUCUACAAACAUUUGGGCAGCGUACGCUGUUUACAUUUUGUUCGGUGUGCUGUACAUGUUCAUGAUAACGAUGGCCAGUGCUACCGUGGCCAAAUAUCUGGAGGAGGACAGUUUUGGAUUAAUUUUCGGCAUAAACACAUUCGUUGCGCUGGUCUUCCAAACCAUCCUGACGGUGGUAGUUAUUUCCGAGUCCGGUCUGAUGCUGUCGCCCCGCGGUCAGUUCAAAGUGUACGGUGGAUACUUUCUGGUGCUGGCGGUGGUGUAUCUAGUUCCGGCCACCAUCAGCAGCAUUCUCCAAUGCAGGAGGCGGAAUGGGACGGAAGCUGCGGUGGAUGAAGGUGCGACGACCGGCGGUGCUAAUCCGAGAAGGACGUUGGAACAGCAACAAAACGCUGAAGUAGCUUAUUUUUGAAUGUGCUUUUUUGUGUCUGAUGCUGGGGUAUUGCAAUUCCGUCAGCAGCUCAAUUUAGUUCAUAAAGACAACGAAUAAAUGAAGCAUUAGGGUGUGAGAGAUAAUUUCGAUAACACAAACAGAAUUAUGUGCUCAGCUUGUUUCUAAAGCGUGACUGUAUAAUGAAGAACAAUAAAUUCUAAAAUUGUAAAUAAAUGGA